Lentinula edodes (shiitake mushroom) is the source of this 1437-nucleotide messenger RNA. RefSeq lists its product as uncharacterized. The transcript has 4 exons. The coding region runs from base 1 to 1437 and encodes 478 amino acids. The record is from RefSeq and is a predicted model, not a curated record. NCBI's taxonomy places the organism in Eukaryota, Fungi, Basidiomycota, Agaricomycetes, Agaricales, Omphalotaceae.
AUGCCUCCGCGUCCCAAGCCAAUUCCGCUUCCUCGGAAGCAGUCCAAUGCAUCUAAAGAUGCAUCAUCGAUCAAAGUAACAAAGACAGAAAAAUACUCCAAAGCAAUGCCGCCUCCGCCAGUACCAGCUGCACCGAUGGGCAUAUUAGAACCGGAAAUAAACGCUUUGUCUGGAUGUUUGCAGAACGCAGCUGUAAAAACAGCUCAAAUAGUGCAAUUUCAUCAUGAUGCUCGCCAACUAAACGUUCGGAGACAUGCCUCGGAUCCUCCUCGUUCGCUUCAAGCGUCGCUAGGCCGUGAGCUCGAGAAGUAUGAUCAGCUUUGCGAUGCAAUUGAAACACAUUUAGUCCGUGCAAUAUCAGUCCUGCAGAGGGAUUUGAAGAAGGAACAACAGCGAAUACGAGAUGAAGAAAGGAUCGCUGCUGAAGCUGCUGCUGCCGCCGCAGCAAAGGCCGAGGCCGAGGCAGCAGCGAAUGCACAAAAUGUAUCAAUGUCACCACAAAUCACCCCUUCAGGAUCUGGAGAGUCUGUCAAUCCAAUCUCUGGUACCUCAACUCCAAUAGCAUCUACCAACCAAUCACCUGUGGCACACGCUACAGUUGGAGGGCGCAGACCUUCGGCUAUAUCCAUAUCUUCACUCAAUCGGCCUGCCUUCCCACUCAAACUCGAUUUGUCUUCUCAGUCUCUCCGUAUGUCGGCAGAAGAUGCCGUUUCAUUUCUGCCAUCCGGUCUACGUUCCCCUGUCACUCUCGCACCGAAGUCUGCGCGACCCAUCGACUAUGAUAUCAUGGCCGCAUUCAACGACCCUCGAGUCGACAUUGAUCUCACUCUCACACCGGCGGGCUCUUCGAGCGGCAUGAAUCUUGACCUAGAUUCAGCCUUGGGCAGCUCUGCGGACAAGCCCAUCGAUUUGGAUAUGGACGGCAUGGACUUGGAUCAGGCCAUGAGUGAUCUUUUUGGCGACUCUUCUGAACCUGACAAUACUGAAGCAAAUGCCGAUGGUGGAGGCCUUUUUUCACCUCAUCUUGGGACCACUGGCGAGAUUGGAAACUCGACCAACAGGGUCGAUGAUAACUUCCUUUCGUCUAUUGGGGUUGGCGGAGACAAUCCUAAUGCCGACAUCUUUGCUUCUUUCGGGGUUGGAGAAGGAGGGGAUUUGACCUCUCCUUCCGGGACAAUAUCUCUACCCUCAACAGAGACAUUAACUGCUCCAUCACCAGGGACUCUCCUUGCUAGUCUUUCGCAGUCAUCAACAAAUACAUCUCAAACACAAGGCUUGACUAUGGAUGAAUCCUUUGAUCUCGGGAAUCUAGGAAAUCUUGAAUUCCUCUCAACUGAGAAUAAUAGCGAUGUGAAUCUUGAUUCUCUCAGUUGGAUGGACACUACUGGCGGUAACAACGACGUCACCAAUGGGAAUCCCACCACUUCGACCUCAUGA